CUUGUUGAUCCCUUCCGAGGCGUGCAGAUCCUGAGGGUCCACAUCUCCAACGAGGAGGACAUGCACUUCCUGCACACGCUGGAGGUGAGUGAGGACGACUUCCAGGCCCUGAAGGCCGAGCAUUGCAUCCAUGUGGAUUUUUCCAACUUCCCGGGAAAAAUAAUUGACCUGCUGGGCAAGUGCAUCGAGUCUCAGGGUGAAGCCCUCCCAAGGUAUCAGUCCAUUCUGACAAUGUCUGGUGGGGAGUCGAAGCUACAGAUAGUUGAAACAAAUGAUUUCCGCAAAGUUUCUCAUGUCACCCUGAACUUCCGCCCUGGCGAUGAUUUGACCGUCAAGCAGUUUCUGGCCUUCAACUUCUGUGAAUUGAAAGAGAUCUGCGGUAAGCUGGAGAAAGAGCUCAAGGACUCAAAGAGAGAUGGCCAGGUGCUGCAGGGCAGGAUGGGUCAGGCACGGAGCACCCUGGAAGACGCUGGAUACAGCCACAGGCAGCAGACGAUGGAGGCCAGGGCCAACUUGAAAGCUACCCAUGCUGCUGGCCUGGAGGGGAGCUCAUGGGAGAGAUACUUGCCCAGGGACCAUACGGACAGGGAGCGCGGGCAACUAGAUCAACACCUUCGAGAAGAGCUGGAAGCGCUGAGGGCAUGCAAUAAAAGGCUGGAAGCUGAAAAUAGGGAAUUGCUGGCUGUCAAACAAGAUGUCAGUUCCAAGGUGUCAGAGCACUGCAUCCCAGUUGCGCACAGGGAACGCAUCUUGCUGCAAGCGGACCGUGACAAGCUGAGGGACCAGAGCCACCAGCUGAGCAGCGAGAAGCGCAAUCUGGAGCUGAAAAUGUCCGAUGCCAAAGUCUCCACAAGGGGUCUGAAGGAACGGUUAGCCGGACACAUGGAUUCGUUUGCUGAGUACAAGGCACAGAUCGACAGCCUGGAGUCUGCAAAGGUGCAGCUGGAGGUCCGGGUUGAAGAGCUGAAACAGAGCCUAGCGAAGGCUGAGGAGAAGGCAAAGGAACUCGCAAAUGGAAAGAAGGAGUCGGAUGAGAUUAUAGAGAAGUUUAUGAGAGACCUUCACGAAGCGAGGGAGAGGACAAGAAAGAUUUCUGCCCAGCACAUGAGACAGGAGGACAUCAUCGUUCAGCUGCGCAGCCAAGUGCAGGAAGCCACCAGGGAGAAGGAGCAGGCACAGAACGAAUGUGACAAGGCUCUGGGGGAGCUGUCACAGCUCGAGUCUGGCAACAUGGCCCUGAAAGACCAGUUGGAACAGUGCCAGAAGAAGCUGCAAGAAACCAACAACACGCUGUACUGGUUACAGAGUCAGGAUGCGCAGCUGCAGCCGAGCCCCUUCACUCACGCACGUGGCUUCCGUCCAUCAGUCCUGCCACCCUCAAACUCCCAAAUGAGCCCAACUCAGAUGGUGUACCCUGGCCUGCCCGGCCAGUCCCCUCCUGUGCAGCCCCACCCUGGCCAGUCCCCUCGUGGUCAGCCCCACCCUGUUCCGCCCCCUGCCCAACCAAGAAACCCAAAUUUCAUGUCAAGGUACCAGGCACUGAGGGAUUAA
Molecule: messenger RNA, 1551 nt
Organism: Ostreobium quekettii
Lineage: Eukaryota; Viridiplantae; Chlorophyta; Ulvophyceae; Bryopsidales; Ostreobiaceae
Source: the annotation of a GenBank genome assembly